Molecule: messenger RNA, 4206 nt
Organism: Malaclemys terrapin pileata
Lineage: Eukaryota; Metazoa; Chordata; Testudines; Emydidae
Gene: TRPM4
Product: transient receptor potential cation channel subfamily M member 4
Exons: 20
Coding region: 229-3723 (1164 amino acids)
Biological process (GO): calcium ion transmembrane transport
Cellular component (GO): membrane
Molecular function (GO): calcium-activated cation channel activity; ligand-gated calcium channel activity
Source: RefSeq, a predicted model, not a curated record
GUGGAUGGGAAGGAAGUUUAUGGUUACUGGGACACGGGCGCAGAGGUGACACUGGCCCGGCCCGAGGUGGUGGCCCCAGAUCGGGUGGUGCCCAACACCUUCCUGACCCUGACCGGGGUGGGCGGGACCCCAUUCAAGGUUCCCGUAGCGAGGGUACACCUGAAAUGGGGGGCCAAGGAGGGCCCCAAGGACGUGGGAGUGCACCACCAUUUGCCCACUGAGGUGUUGAUGGGGGGGGACCUAGAGGACUGGCCCAGCAGCCCCCAGACCGCCUUAGUUGUGACCCGCGGUCAGAGCCGGCGAGGGGCACUGUGCCCUGGCCUUGGGGGGGGUGCCUUGCCUGAGGCGCGGGACCCUAACCUGGUGGGGAGGGAACGCCCAGGGACGCGGCUCAGGGAGGCUGCAGCUUCGGACCCAGCGGGUGAGAAAGAGCAGGUGGCCAUCCCCGUCCCAGCUGCUGAGUUCCAGGCCGAGUUGCAGAGAGAUCCCUCCUUGCGGAAGAUAAGGGACCUGGCCGACCUCAAUGCGGUACAGACCAUGGGACGAGGUGGCCGGAAAGGAUUCCUAUGGGAGAAGGGGUUCCUGUACCGAGAAUGGGCUCCCCCAGGGAAAAUGGAGUCAGGGGGGAUCAGGAGGCAGCUGGUGGUACCCCAGAAGUAUCGCCGCCAGCUGCUGUGCCGGGCCCAUGACAUUCCCCUCGCAGGGCACCAGGGAACCUGGCGUACCCAGCAGAGGCUGCUACGGAGCUUUUACUGGCCUGGGGUCUUUGCUACUGUCCGACAGUACUGCGGAUCCUGUGACCCCUGUCAGAGGGGGAGGAAGGCCUGGGACAAGGGGAAAACAGCUUUAGGACCCUUGCCCAGCAUAGAGGAGCCUUUCCGGAGGGUGGCCAAGGUUAAAAGGGCGGCUCUAAACCAAGAGAGCCCAAAGCACAGACCUCCAGACUGGAGCGCUGGGAGAAGACCACAGCCCAGUUGGAGCCCCAGAGGAACCGGCAGCAUCGAGAUUCCCGUGCUGGUCAUGGUCAUCGGGGGCGAUGCCUCCAUGGUCACGCGCGUGCGGGAGGCCGCCGAGGCGAACAUCCCCUGCCUGCUGGUGGGGGGUUCCGGGGGGGCAGCCGACUGCCUGGCCCAGAUCCUGCAGGACGCGCAGCCGGACCAGGUGAGCCAGGCGCUGAUCCAGGAGAAGCUGCAGGGACGCUUCCCGCCCGCCGACGUGCCAGGCCUGGCCAAGCAGGUGGAGCAGAUCCUGGCGCUGCGGGACCUGGUCACUGUCUAUUCAGACGAGGAGGGGCUGGAGGAGUUUGAGACGGUGCUGCUCAAAGCCCUGGUCAGAGGCGGUCACCUGACUGGUGAGGCCACCCAGUACCUGGAUGAGCUGCGUCUGGCUGUGGCCUGGAACCGUGUGGACAUCGCCAGCUCCGAGCUCUUCCGUGGAGACAUCCAGUGGGAGCCCCCACAGCUGGAGGAGCCCAUGCGGGACGCGCUGCUGGGGGACCGCCCGGCCCUGGUGCGUCUGUUCGUGGAGAACGGGCUGGACCUGGGCGAGUUCCUGACUUGGGGGCGCCUGGCGGAGCUGUACCGGGAGGUCCCCGAGGCCUCGCUGCUGCACCAGCUGCUGGAGCGGCGCCAGGGGGGGGCCGAGCCCCCCCACUACCAGCCCGUGGAGCGCCCCCCUGACUGCCCCCUGACCCAGGUGGCCCGUCUGCUCCGUGAACUGCUGGGCGACGUCUGCGCCCCCUUCUACGCCGGGCUGCGCCCCCUGGACUCCAAGGGGGCUGGGAAGAAGGGUCCCCUGCCGGACGGGGGCUCCCCCUACCAUGGCCAGCGCACCCGAAACCCCUGGGCCGACCUCUUCAUCUGGGCCGUGCUGCUCAACCGGGGCGAGAUGGCCACGUACUGCUGGGAGAUGGCCCCGGACGCGGUGGGAGGGGCGCUGGUGGGGGCGCGGAUCCUGCGGGAACUCUCCCACCUAGAGUCGGACGCGCAGGAGGCGGCGGACAUGAAGGAGCUGGCCAUGAAGUUCGAGACCCUGGCCAUCGGCGUGUUCGGCGAGUGCUACGGGAACUGCGAGUCACGGGCCUCCCAGCUCCUCGUGCGUCGCUCCCGCCUCUGGGGCGGCGCCACCUGCCUGCAGCUCGCCUGGCUGGCCGAGGCCCGGUGCUUCUUCGCCCACGACGGGGUGCAGGCGCUGCUGACCCAGAACUGGUGGGGCGAGAUGGAAAGGUCCACGCCCGUCUGGAAACUCCUCCUCACCUUCUUCUGCCCCCCCCUCAUCUUCACCCACCUCAUCACCUUCAGGGCGAUGGAGGAGGAUCUGGAGCAGGAGAAGCCCCACAGCCUGGAGCUGGAGAACCUGGACACUGACGGGAAAUGCCCCAUGGAGGAGGUCCUGACGGGGUCGGUGUCCUCGCUGAGCUCCCCCCCGCGGCCGGGCCGGGCUUGGCUCUGGCGCUGGCGCCGGUUCUGGGGGGCUCCGGCAACGGCCUUCCUGGGCAACGUGGUGAUGUACCUGCUCUUCCUUCUGCUCUUCUCCUACGUGCUGCUGCUGGACUUCGCGCCCCCCCCGCCCGACGGCCCCCGCGCCUCUGAGGUGCUGCUCUACGCCUGGGUCUUCACCCUGCUGUGCGAGGAGCUGCGGCAGGGCUGCUUCACCGGGCGCCGGGCGCUGGCCCAGCACGUCCGCGCCUACCUGCAGGACCCCUGGAACCAGUUCGACCUGACCGCCCUGGGGCUCUUCCUGCUGGGGGCCGUCUGCCGGAUGUUCCCCAGGACCUACGCGUCGGGGCGCACCGUGCUCUGCCUGGACUUCAUGGUCUUCACCCUGCGUCUCAUCCACAUCUUCGCCGUCAACAAGCAACUGGGCCCCAAGAUGAUCAUCGUGGGCAAGAUGAUGAAGGACGUCUUCCUCUUCCUCUUCUUCCUGGCCGUCUGGCUGGUGGCCUACGGGGUGACGACCGAGGGGCUGCUGCACCCCAGUGACCAGCGCCUGGCCUGGAUCUUCCGCCGCGUCUUCUACCGGCCCUACCUGCAGAUCUUCGGCCAGAUCCCGCUCAACGAGAUCGAUGCGGCGUUGAUCGCGGCGUCGAACUGCACGGACGACCCGGUGGCGAUCCUGAUGGAGGAAGCCGAGCCCUGCACGAACACCUACGCCAACUGGCUGGUGCUGGUUCUCCUCGUCAUCUUCCUCCUCGUCGCCAACAUCCUGCUUCUCAACCUGCUCAUCGCCAUGUUCAGUUACACCUUUGCCAAGGUGCAGGGCAACAGCGACACCUACUGGAAGUCGCAGCGUUACAGCCUGAUCCUGGAGUACCACAACCGGCCAGCGCUGGCCCCCCCCUUCAUCAUCAUCAGCCACGUGCGCCAGCUGCUGCGCUACCGGGCCCGGGGGGGCUCUGCCAAGAGCCGUCACUUCGCUCGGGACCUGCCCCCGGAGCAGGACGCCCGGCUGCUCACCUGGGAGGCCGUGCAGAAGGAGAAUCACCUGGUAGCCCUGGGCCGCCAGAAACGCGACAGCGACACCGAGCGGCUCCGGCGGACGUCUCAGAAGGUUGACCAGGCCUUGAAGCAAUUGGCCGAGGUCCGGGAGCAGGAGCGACGGCUGAAGACCCUGGAGACUCAGAUGGAGAAGUGCACCAGCGCCCUCUGCUGGAUGAUGGACACCCUGGCUCAGAGCGACCUGGGGAAGAACCGCCCCGCCCCCCCCAGGCUCAAAAAGGACUGACCCCCCCCACACCCCAGCGAGCGAGGACAUUGGCUGCGGAGAAUGGACACCCAGCUGUGAACCCAGGCGUCCGUCACCACAGACUUUCCUGGGGGGCUGGAGUCUCCGACACCCACCGCUGCGAACCCAGGCGUCCGGGCACCACAGACUUUCCGGGGGGGCUGGAGUCUACGACACCCACCGCUGCAAACCCAGGCGUCCGGGCACCAUAGACUCCCCCCCACACCCCGCUGUGAACCCAGGCGUCCGGGCACCACAGACUGUCCUGGGGGGCUGGAGUCUACGACAUCCACUGCUGUGAACCCAGGCAUCCGGGCACCAUGGACUGUCCUGGGGGGCUGGAGUUCAGGAGACCCCUGCUGUGUACCCAGGUGUCCGGAUGCCACAGACUCUUGGGGGGUGCGGGAGAGAAAUCUUAAGUUUGCUCUUAGUUAAUUUGUUACAUUAAUUAUUGUUAUUCUAUUAAAUAAAAAUGGAUCAUUG